UUCUCCGGUCUGCCUGGGGGUAAUUUGGAAGACGGUGUGACUGCAAAGUGUCAUCAUGGGCAAGGAAAAGAUACACAUUAACAUCGUGGUCAUUGGCCAUGUCGACUCUGGCAAGUCCACAACCACUGGACAUCUAAUCUACAAAUGCGGAGGAAUUGAUAAGAGAACCAUCGAAAAAUUUGAGAAGGAGGCUGCCGAGAUGGGCAAGGGAUCCUUCAAGUAUGCCUGGGUGUUAGACAAGCUGAAGGCCGAGCGCGAGCGUGGUAUCACCAUCGACAUCUCCCUCUGGAAAUUCGAGACCGCCAAGUAUUACAUCACCAUCAUUGAUGCCCCCGGACACAGAGACUUCAUUAAGAACAUGAUUACUGGUACAUCUCAGGCGGACUGCGCUGUCCUAAUCGUCGCUGCCGGUGUGGGUGAGUUUGAGGCCGGUAUCUCCAAGAACGGACAGACCCGUGAGCACGCUCUUCUCGCCUACACCUUGGGAGUGAAGCAGCUUAUUGUUGGAGUCAACAAAAUGGACUCCACCGAGCCCCCAUACAGCCAGAAGCGUUUUGAGGAAAUCACCAAGGAAGUCAGCGCCUACAUCAAGAAGAUUGGUUACAACCCCGCCACUGUUGCCUUUGUGCCCAUUUCCGGUUGGCAUGGUGACAACAUGCUGGAGCCCAGCACAAAUAUGACCUGGUUCAAGGGAUGGAAAAUUGACCGCAAGGAAGGUGGUGCCACCGGUGUGACCCUACUGGAAGCCCUGGACUCCAUCAUGCCACCCACCCGCCCCACAGACAAACCCCUCCGACUGCCUCUGCAAGACGUCUACAAAAUUGGAGGUAUUGGAACUGUUCCCGUGGGUCGUGUGGAGACCGGAACCCUUAAGGCUGGUAUGGUGGUGACCUUUGCCCCCGUGAACGUGACCACUGAGGUGAAGUCCGUGGAGAUGCACCACGAGUCGCUGGCAGAGGCUCUGCCUGGUGACAACGUUGGCUUCAACGUGAAGAACGUGUCUGUCAAGGACAUCCGUCGUGGCAACGUGGCUGGAGACAGCAAGAACGACCCCCCACAGGAGGCCGGCAACUUCACCGCUCAGGUCAUCAUCCUGAACCACCCUGGUCAGAUCUCUCAGGGUUACGCCCCUGUGCUGGACUGCCACACCGCUCACAUUGCCUGCAAGUUCUCUGAGCUCAAGGAGAAGAUCGACCGUCGUUCUGGUAAGAAGCUUGAGGACAACCCCAAGAGUCUGAAGUCUGGAGAUGCCGCCAUUAUCCUCAUGAUCCCUGGCAAGCCCAUGUGUGUGGAGAGCUUCUCACAGUACCCACCACUGGGGCGCUUUGCUGUGCGUGACAUGAGGCAGACGGUUGCCGUCGGCGUCAUUAAGGCGGUUGAGAAGAAGGCCGCCUCUGGUGGCAAGGUGACCAAGUCUGCUCAGAAAGCUGCCAAAGCUAAAUGAAUCCUUGCAUCCGCAUCUGACCCCCAAAACAGCACGUCAGUGACCCCCCCUCCUGCAAUGACACAGAACCUCAGCUCUCUUCUAAAGGACUGGCUAAUGCUGAUAAAAACCCAUCGCAAAAGUUUCCGCAGGAAAGGGGAAACGUGGCAUUUUUGAAACGCUUUAGGGGGAAAUUGAUUGCAAAAAUAAUAAUAAU
Messenger RNA from Chanos chanos (milkfish), 1640 nucleotides. It is a transcript of the gene eef1a1l2, whose product is annotated as eukaryotic translation elongation factor 1 alpha 1, like 2. The transcript is spliced from 8 exons. NCBI's taxonomy places the organism in Eukaryota, Metazoa, Chordata, Actinopteri, Gonorynchiformes, Chanidae. The record is from RefSeq and is a predicted model, not a curated record. Gene Ontology annotation, biological process: translational elongation. Bases 56 to 1444 code for a protein of 462 amino acids. Gene Ontology annotation, molecular function: translation elongation factor activity; GTPase activity; GTP binding.